AUGUUCGUUGAAGCAAAUCUAGUUGCUUGUCUUUCCACCUUGCCCUGUGGUGCAACAACUAAGAACAAGAACAAAGCUAAAACAAAAAUGGACACUCAAAAGGUGCAGAUAAAUCAGUGUGAUAUGAAAACAGAUUUGAACUUACUGCUUGAAUGCCUUAAAUAUCAGAUGGACUGCCCUCUGUCUCAGAAGGAGGCCUUGAUCACUAUCUAUUCCAUUUGCCAACAAAACAGCGAAGCGAGCGAAUACUUUCGAGAAAUUGGUGGUUUGAUGUUUAUAAAUGACCUUGCCAAGGCGAGUGCUCAUGGCAUCGUAAAGGAAGCAGCUUUGUUUACACUGGGGAUUAUUAUAGAGAGUAAUGUGUAUUGUCAACAGACUUUGUGUACUUCUGCAUUGUUUGAAGACCUCAUUUUAUUUUUAAUUAAAAAGGAUUCUGGUGUGAACUUGAAAAGAAUGUCUGUUUAUGUCAUCUUAGUACUGGUUUCAAAUAAUAAAACUGGGCAAACCUAUGUCAGAGAUACAGGCUGCAUCAGCCUGCUGCUGCAGUUAUUCAGAACAACUCUCUCCACCUCUGAGAAGAAUGUGUCAGAUAAAAACACUGAUCCCUGCUUUCAGCUCUGGUCCUCAGUGUGCAGCACUCUGUGUGCCUGUGUCAACAACCCCCAGAACGAAGAUAAUCAAAACAUUUGCUGUUCGGUUUUUCCCUAUGCCAAAGAGUGGCUCGAGAGUUGCACAGAGCCUGAGAUAGUUCGUCCCAUUUGUUCAUUUCUUGGUCUCACAGUUGCAAAUAACUCAUAUGUGCAGAAAUAUUUUGUUUCUAUUGGAGGAUUGGAUACAUUAGCCAAAGUUCUCCUUGAGCUUAUGCAUGAUUCCUGUUUGAGUCACUCCAGCAUGAAACUUGCAGUGGUAGUAACAAAGACUCUGGAUGCCUGCAUUGCUAAUAACUCUGCCAUGAGUGUUGUCUUGGCACAGUAUCACACUGUGUCAGAGCUGCUGAAGCUGCUGUCCAAUGAGACACUGAGCACAGGAGAAAAAAUCAGUAUUAUUCUAACAAUUGGGCACUGUACUGAAGUUUGUGAAGAAAACCAGUGUGAGCUGCUUCAGAACAAUGGUCUGCCACUUAUGAUUCAGGUAUUGACAGAAUCUCAGGACGAGGAACUCAUCAGAGCUGCUACUUUUGUGCUGCAGAACUGCAAACAAAUGACUGAACAGUUGUCUCUGAAAUUAUAUGAUAACUCAUUAAAUGUGAACAAUGCAGAAGAAUUGGAUGUGCAGGUCAGAAAAAGAUGUCUGCAAGACUACUGGAAGAAAGCAAAAGAAAUUUUACACAGAAUAAACUCGAUUGAAAAACAUCAUGAUGAGGAAAGAGUGCAAGGAGAAACAUUUGUAGAUGAAUCUUCAGUAGCCAAUUCUGAAGCAUUAACAUCCCAUGAAGUGAAUCCUCUUGAUCCAAAGAAGUACACAGAAGGAACACAGAAAGAUGUCUGUUGUCCACAGUUGACCUCAAAGUUGAACAAUCAGGUUCUUGCUUCAUCUGUAACUUCUGCUCCACAAAAAGACGAAACGGUGAACACUACGGAUGCUGCUCCUGCCAGACAAACUGAACAGAGGAACAUUCCGUGUUCAGUCACUGAGCUGCAAACAGACAGUGUACCUCAAAGUCACAAUAUAGAUGGAAAAACUGCUUUUGGAAAAAAUCAGUCUGGUCUUCAGGCAGGUGAACAGUUAUUUAAACAACCAGCAGAGACUGUUAGAAAUACGAAACCGACAUGUGUAUCAGAUUCAUUCUGCUCAGAGAAAACUGAGAGAGUGAAAAGUACUUCAGCUACACCUUCAUCCCAUAAAAUGGCAGAUUUAAGAUGUUUAGGUUGCACAGCAGGAGGACUAUCCUUGAACAGUAAAACCUUCACCAAGAUGUUGCAGAGUUGCCUGCACAGGUGUGAGCACCACAGAGUCAUCCUGGAGGCUGAAGAAAGACACCGAGGGGAGCUCCGCAGGGUGGCUGCUGGUAACAACAGCAGACCUGCAACUCACCAGAAAAUGCUGCUGACCCCAGUGAAGAAAGACAGGCUACAUAAAGAAAUACCAACUUUUAGGAGCAAGAAGGAUAGUUUCCAAAGCAUUCUUUUGACUCCAAAUAGAAAAGACAAAUCUAAUACUUCAAAGAGAGAUGAACAUAGCAGAAAUGUUAGGUGGACUAGCAACUAUAACUUGACACCUGCAUAUGAAAAGUCUUUACAAAAAAACCAAGAUGCUAACCUGAAGAGACAGAGAAUCAAAGAGAUGUGCAGCCAGAAAUGUCAGCACUUAAAAGAAAAUUGCAUACAUUCACUUGACAAAGAUGAGAGUAAUGAAAUGUGUUCCCUGGCCAUGAGCAUGAGACCUUUGAACAAGAGAAGAGUCCGAAAAGAUUUCACAACUGAAGAAAUCAACUGCCUUUUGAAAGGCGUUGAGAAAAUGGGCAACCACUGGAAUUUGAUUUUGUGGUCUUACCCUUUCCAGAAAGGACGGACAAGCGUUGAUCUUUCCAAGAAGUACUACAGGUUACAGGUGCAGAAGAAAAAAGCUCACAAAGGACAUCAAUAACAUCAUCUGCGAGUGCUUUGGAUUUUGUUGCAGAAUGUUCAAGAACAGCCUUUGUAAUAUUGAGGUAUUGCCAGAACAACUUGAGCCCUUGGAGAAUUUAGGUUGGUUUGGACUCCUGUUUUUCAGUGACAACUGACAGAAUUGUUAUGCAUUAUAAUUUAAAUUUACCAUAACUUGACAAUUUAUUUAAGUAAUGCUAUCAUAGGCAACAGAAUCUCUAUCAGUAAAAAUAAUUUGGAACUUAAUUUAACUUUCUUGAGCGUUUGAUCUAUGCAACUUUUGAGUUAGCUUUUUGUGGCUUGCUCUAUACCAUUUGUAAGAAAAGGAUACCAUUUGUAAGAAAAGGAUGUAUUGCUAAAAUGAAUACUUUAUGUCUGAAACUGCUGUUAAUGUUGUUGUGUCUGAAUAUGUCUUCUCUUAAUUAAAUGUUUAAAGCAGGUAGAAUAUUUUGUCAUGUGUUGAAUACGCUGCAUGUGCAGAAAAAUGUCUCUGUGACAGAAAACACUGAAUGUGUGGUUAAACACUGCUGCACAGAGGAGGCAAAUCUUUCACUGCUACAGAAAUUCUGUACUCACUGUUGAACUGAGCAGGUACUGGUAGAAUUUGGCUUCUGUUUAUAGUUGGACAGUUUUCUGGUGUAUUUUUCAAAUAAGUGAGCAGAACCAGCAUUUCUGCUAAUUACACAUUUUUUAUAGGAAGCUUUACUGAAAGCCCUGGUAACUUGCUUUUUCAGUGAUAGCCUUAGUAUUUCAGUUGCAUUUUUUUACUUGUUCUGAUAAAGGAAUGAUGAAUCAAUAGUUAAUUUAUUGUGGAAAAGGUUUCGUUAUUGUAUUAGCACUAGGUUUUCACCAUGAAGUGGCUUGAAUGCUUGA
Pyrgilauda ruficollis (rufous-necked snowfinch) is the source of this 3458-nucleotide messenger RNA. It is a transcript of the gene TERB1, whose product is annotated as telomere repeat binding bouquet formation protein 1. Gene Ontology annotation, biological process: homologous chromosome pairing at meiosis; meiotic attachment of telomere to nuclear envelope. The record is from RefSeq and is a predicted model, not a curated record. The coding region runs from base 1 to 2586 and encodes 861 amino acids. Lineage: Eukaryota; Metazoa; Chordata; Aves; Passeriformes; Passeridae. The transcript has 21 exons.